AUGCGGUGUCCUGGGACUGGGAACGCGAAGACAGGUGGGACAGAUCUCUUCCUCCUCGACAGAUCCCAACUUGAGAUUUCACAUUGCGCCUUCCUUCCUUUUCAGUUUGUUUUUCCCUUGUCGUAUUCUCGCUCGUUCUCCCGAUGAAGCUGCUUCUGUGCCUGGUUGGUGCCCUCCUGGUGGCCGGUGCUCUGUGCGCUGAUGACGUGAAGCACCCAUCCUCCCUGCGCAAGCUGAGUCCUCAGGGCGUCGCUGAUCCGUCGACGGUAAGGACAUGCAACAUGGCCACAACUUGCUCGUGCUGCCUCUCCGUCACCGUGGGUUUGCAUGCGUCUGUUUAUCCGUCGAUCCCUGUGUGUGUGUGUGUGUGUGUGUGUGUGUGUAUGCAGCAGGGUGAUGAAGCUCCUGUGAGGGCGCUGCAUGGACCUCACCGCGACCACGAUGAUGACCAUCGCCACGACCAUGACUACGCCGACCGUGUGGCCCUCGGUUUCGUCAUGACCACCAUCGCCGGUAGGUACGCACGUGUGCUGCCUGACACGACGCGCACGUUGUCGUGAUGUCUUGCCGGUCACUCAUUCGGUGUUGAUGUGAUGUUUCGCGGGUGCAGGCUUGUCCACUGCUGUGGGCAGCGCCUUGUCCUUCUGCCUUCCCAGGAACAAUGGCAAGGCACGUGUGCUGCAGACACACGUGCCUGGAUGGAUCCGCACACACUGACUGCCACAUCACAUCAUGUUAUAUCGGUGUCUGUCCGCAGGUGUUUGCGGUGUUGUGCAUGUCUCUGUCUGCGGGCGUCAUGCUCUACGUGUCCUUCGGGGAGAUCCUCAGCAAAAGCAUCGUACGAUCGAUCGAUCGACAUGCGCGCACACGCACUCCCAAGAGCGCGUACGUGUUUGUACAUAUAUGCACAUUUUGUAUGUGUUGUGUGCAAUGAAUAGGACGAGUUUCGUGAGGCGAUUAGCGACGGGGGGGAGGCGUACGCCUACGCUACGCUGUGCUUUUUCGGCGGUAUGCUCACACGCAUACAUACCCACAUGUGGCCACACAAACAUACACCUGCACACAAAACAAACAAUAUACCUAUGUGUGCAUCAUUCGACAGGUAUCCUUGCGGCGAUGCUGCUCGACUACGCCCUGGAUUCCAUGUUCAAAGUACUUGAAGCCAACACUCACUCCAUGGACACACAAUGACAUGCACAAACAUGCGAAUGAUGCCGUGACUCGCGUGUGCAGUGGAUCCAGACCGAGCCCGAGGCGCCCAGCAACAGCAGCCCAGUGCCCGACGAAGUCCCCAAGGUAUGAAGUGCAUGCCACACACACACACACACAGAGAGAGAGAGAGGGAGAGACACGAUAUUACGUGCCACACAUGACGAUUGACUGACGUGCACGUACACAUGUAUGUGGCUGCAGAGUGGGGCAGACCGGGAGCAGCAGCAAGAGGAACGUAACAACACUGAGCAAGGUGCGCACACCACACAAACGGAAACGCAUGGAUGGAUGGAUGGAUGGAAUGGCAGGCGGUUGCGAUGGAGGCGCUCUCGCUCGAGAAAAGGUACUGUGUGGAGAGCAAGUAGCUGUGGUGAGUGCACACACCACAGACGACACGCACACACGCACAUGCAAAUAUAUACACAUGAUAUAUAUAUGCAUGUGUACCUACCUACCUACCUACCUCUGUACGUCAUGUCCGCGCACACAUGUCAUGUGUCAAUCAAUAAAGGUGAUUGAGCAGUCUCUCUGCGGCGAUGAUAAGAUGGCCAGGACGCCGUCAACCGACUGUGAAGGUACGUCAUUCACGCCACGCCUCCGUUCACACGUAUGUAUGAGUGUGAACAGCACAUCUCUCUCACACUACAUAUGGGUAUGUGUGUGUGUGUGUGUGUGUGUGUUCCUGUGCAGGUGCUGGGAGUCCGGACCAGCGCAGCACAUCAGAAGACAACCCGAAGAAGGUCCAUCUAUCCGUCCGUCCGUCCGUAAAUGCAUACAUGUGUGCGCGUCGUGUGUAUUAAGGGUUCGUUGGAGAAGCAGUGGGCUGACAGAGCGGCCCUCAAAAGCCUCGGGAUAUUCAGGUACGUACGUACGUACGUACGUACGUACGUGGAACAAAGCGCCGACACAUACACAUAUACACACAUGUAUGUCUUCUAUGACUGCAAUAAAUAUCGGUUCGGUUUAUCACCGAUCGACCAGCGGUCUUGCACUAGCUAUGCACAACUUCCCCGAAGGUUUGGCCACGUUCGCUGCGACACUGGCGGAUCCAACCUUCGGACUCGGUACGUGCCACACACCCGCAUCGCACACACGCCAUGGAUACACAUUCAUUGGUGUGUGCACACAGGGGUGGCCGUUGCCAUCGCCAUCCACAAUAUUCCCGAGGGAAUCGCCGUCAGGUAUCCACACGCACAGAUGGGUGCACGCACGGGCACAAUGCCGCCGCUGUGCUUGUGCACAUUCGAUCAGUGUGCCGAUCUUCUACGCAACGGGCAGCAAGUGGAAGGCAUUCGGUACGUCCAUACACAUGCAUACACGCACACAUACACAUGCAUGUGUGUGCCUUUGUGUGGGUGUGUGUACAGGCUGGUCGCUGCUCAGUGGCCUAGCCGAGCCAGUCGGGGCUCUACUAGGUCAGUGAGUCAAGUGAUUGCAUCCAUGCAUUUGUCUGUCCACGCGCUCUCAAAUGCAUGUCUGCAUGAAUGCCACUCAGGCUACCUGGUGCUGAUUCACGUGAUGUCGCCCACUGCAUUCGCCAUUCUGUUCGGUACGUCUGUCUGCACGUGUGUGUGCACCCACCCGUGAGCACGCAUUGUUGUCUUGUUGUGUCUCGAUGGGGCUUGGCUUGCAGGUUUGGUGGGAGGUAUCAUGAUUCAUAUAUGCAUCAAGAAGCUGAUACCCACCGCACUCAAAUACGACCCACAAGUACGCCAUCCACACACAGGUCCAUCCUUCCUUCCGUCCAAACACAUGUACACGGUUGUGUAUGUGUGUGUUUAGGAUCGUGUGACGUCAAACACGUGUCUGGUGGGGAUGGCCGUCAUGGCCCUCUCGCUGGUGCUUUUCCAAGUCGUCUGACUGAAUGCCAUGGAAUGACCAAUACAAUACGUUCAUGGAAUUUGUUUGUAUAUAUGUGAAUAUGUGUGUAUAUGUGUGUACGUGUGUAUGUGCCUGGCAGUGAUUUCACUAACUCACAUGCAUGUGGGCGGGUGUGGGGGUGUGUGAGUGCGUGAGCGUCUGAAUUCACGGACGUCUUGAUCGUUUCCUCCCGCAUCUUGUCUAUCUACUUGUUUCUGCACGUAGGUCAGACGUCUUUGCAUGAUUUUAGGCCAUGGUCUAUCGGCAUAUCCACAUGAUAAUCCCUGACUCUAGAAGUAGUUCUUUGUUUUGUGUGCAUCUUUUUCGUAUGUGGGGGGUCCUGGGUGCCUUGGCAGCCGUCGGUGCCUGUCAGUCAUUCGUGUGACGACAAAUCUGAUCUGCGUGUGACGACUGACUGCACAUACUCCGAUGAGUGUGCCUAUUCGUGAUUGCAUGUGUUCGAUUCCAUGUUUGUCAAGGGGGACAGUCAGAGAGAGGGAAGGGAGCGGCCACAUACAGUUUUUUAUGCGUGUGCAUGCACACGAGAGGGACAGACAGAGACACCCGACACACACAUGCAAACAAAUAAACAAAAGAGCGUUUCGAG
Molecule: messenger RNA, 3679 nt
Organism: Vitrella brassicaformis
Lineage: Eukaryota; Vitrellaceae
Source: the annotation of a GenBank genome assembly